CCCGGCGAGCCGCAUGGGCAGCCCCUCCCUCCACCUUGUCUGUACUACUUCUUUCCUUUCGUAUCUCCGUCUUCUCUCGUGUUUGUGCAUCCGCGAGACAGUUUACUGGAUUGUCACUCGUGAUCAUCCUGGUGGCUACGGUACACGCACACCCCACUUCCUUCCCUGCUCUGUUUUUGAUUUUUCUUUCCUUUCUUUCUUUAUUUCUUUUUUUACGUGCUUUCUUGAAAAAAAAAAAAAAAAACGGCUCCGCGCUCCUUGAGAUUUUGCUAUGUGAGUGACGAGUGAUCGGACGCCGGUUGGAUGAUGAGGUUUCGUCGGAGGUGUUGCUCAGUGGUGUGGAUUGUGAGACGCAUCCGUUCCGUGUGAUGGCAUACCUUACGGAGUAAUGCUCUCGUGUGCCGUGUUAUGUACGUAUAUCAUUUAAAUGGUAUUUAACGACAGAGGAGGAGUGAGCCGAUUAUAAUCGAGGAUACGCGCAGUGGAAACGGAUCAUCCAAGAGUAUAUUGUCACCCCGCUGGGUCGUUUUUCGAGCCGCAAGAUUUGGAUCGCCUCGAUCGCGCGAUAAUUCAAGGAUAAAGCUGGACGAGAAAAGCGGACGGUUUUACAGUCGGAGAUGAGUUGAGGACUGGAUAUGACGUUGAAAGGACUUACGGCCACGUUGGCCGUUCUUUUGAUGCACUUUAUAGGAUUGUCGAGAGCCGUCAUUACCUCAGGUGGCAAGCCGUUCCCGGGGCUUGAAAACCUGCCCAAGUCUUUCUGGCACGAGCUGAGCUCCCCUUUCACCGAGAUCUACGAGGAGGAGAGCUAUGCCACGGAAACGGGCGCGACUCCUGAGCCAAGGCCUUUCUUCGAGGAUCCUGACAAUAAUGUAACCGUACAGCUCAAUACCCAGGUCUACCUGAACUGUCGGAUACAGAAUCUCGCUUCACCGCAAACGGUUUCGUGGAUGAGGAGACGCGACAACGAGCUCAUUCUGCUCACGAUCGGCAGGCAGACGUACUCGAUGGACUCCCGUUUCUCCCUCGACGCCGAAAUCCCGAAUAACUGGCGGCUGCGGCUUAGUUCGGCAACUGAACGCGACUCUGGUAUCUACGAGUGCCAAGUUAACGUCCACCCUGUCCUAAUAAGGACAGUUCACCUCACCGUGUCCGUGCCGAGGGUGGAAAUAGUGGACGAGCACGGGGCCAAAACAGCCGGUGACAAGUUUUACAAAGCCGGCAGCACGAUUGAGCUCAAGUGCGUGAUAAGCAAAGUAGCCAGUCCCCAGAACAACAACGUACUGUGGAUCCAUGGCACUCGGACUCUCAACUACGACACAGUUCGAGGCGGUAUAAGCGUGAAAACCGACAUGGGCGCCGAGGGGGCGGUCUCGCGGCUGUACAUAGCCAACGCCCACAGAAACGACAGCGGCAACUACAGCUGCACGCUGGUGGAUGUUGCCAGCACCACUGUAUCCGUCCACGUUUUAAACGGUGAGAAUCCAGCGGCUAUGCAGCACGGAGCCAGCCAAGGCUUGAGGUCGACGUUCCUGCUGACGAUGCUGUUGACGCUGUCGUCUGUGCUGAGGUGACCACGAGGCCUCGACGAGCAGUAUCUCACCCUGACCUACUGAAUAAAAACCAACCGCCAUCGACGAAGUACACCAAUCACACGAGCGAAUGAGCCGUACUGUUUCGUGCGCUAGUGCACGGUAGAUCGGGAGCGGAGGGAAUCAACAUUAUUCUCUCGAGGACGUAAAAUUUAGUCGGUUAAUCGUUGUUGCGUCAGUAAAUUUCUGGUCGCGAAAGGUGAGAUGAUCAUUACGAAGACUAAGAGUUCAGAGAGCAUAGGUCCAGUUGGACAAAAAACAAAGAAGCGUCCUGUUUCUCGACGACAGAUUUUUUUAUUGCCAAAUCAGUCUUAAAAGCCUCGUUGAAUAUCUUUUUCGAAAACAAAAUGUUCUUUGCAUUAUUAAAUUUUGCGAAAAGGAUGCACAGCUGCGUUAACGAAGCAGCGUACAGGAAGGAUCAUUGAAAAAUAAAUAUGUAUAUCCAGAGCCCGAGUGAAAAAAUUAAAAAAGUACACGAAGCCCCGCGUGAUAAUGAUACGUAUGGGUAUAGACUCGCGAGAGAGUAUACGCGUGGAAAUGUUACGGCCUCUUUCCCCGAGAGGAAAAUUAAUCUCGAGAGCACAAAGAACACCCACCCAGAUACAGAGAUGUGUCGUUCUUUUGUAAGCAGCGAGUAGCCGCGCAUGAAUUAAUCUUAAAUUUUAACUUUAGCAUAAGGAUAUAAAUAACAUCUUGUACAUACGACGUGGUUGGGGAUAAAAAUGCAUACAUAUACACGUAUAGAUGAGUGAAAAUGAGAGAGAGUGGGGGAAAAACGAGUAUACAGGUGUGCUGCGCGUGGGAAAAAGGCGCUCCUGGUGUUGUAAAUAUAUUACGUAAGCACGUAAGCUCCAGAGUUGCUAGAAAGAAGGUAACUGC
This is a messenger RNA of Copidosoma floridanum, 2471 nucleotides long. Its product is annotated as defective proboscis extension response 14. Gene Ontology annotation, biological process: synapse organization. NCBI's taxonomy places the organism in Eukaryota, Metazoa, Arthropoda, Insecta, Hymenoptera, Encyrtidae. Gene Ontology annotation, cellular component: neuron projection membrane. The record is from RefSeq and is a predicted model, not a curated record.